AUGCUCGAGGACGCCGCCGAGAACGUCAAGCGUUACGCUCCUCCGCCUCAAAGGCAAGCUAUCCCUCCUCCUUCCCGCCCCCCUCUCGUCCUCCUAUCAUAGCUCAACGAUCGUUUCACUGGUAAAGCGUGGAUGCUCGAUUCUGCCGCUAGAAUCGUAUGUGAUUUUACAAUUAGCUUUCAUCUUCGCAAGAUCAAUUGGUUCCUGCAAGCUUUCCUUUCUCUGAUUCCCCAGCGUCAUAUGACUGAUGCUGUGCAUAUUUCUCUCCUCAUAGGAACCGUGUGCUCAAUCGGCGGAAAUCUGGAGGUGAGCCGAUGCUCGUCGUCUCUCCCUCCCUCCAACUUUUCACUACCUGCGCGAUCUUGAGCCGACCAUACUUUUAUAGUCAGAUCCCUGGUGGAGUAUCCUGUGAUCUUCGUCCAGAAAAUACCUUUUUUUUUCCUUUAAAGAAUUUUUGGCCUAUAAAUAAACACAUCAGUCUUUUUAGUAAAAUCUUCUUAUAUGGCUCACAAAUCUACGCUAAUGGGCACCCAUCUCACUGCUUUGCUCUCAUGACAUGAACAGAGGGGAUCGACAGAGUAAACUACUCUUAUGGGCACAGCGGCGAGAAGAGUCAGAGGUAUCCGAGAGCUCAUCCUUUCGUUGAUGAUUAUGUGGACAUUGGGAACAGAAAUGGCCAACACAUAAAAUUCUCAUUCCAGGUUGAUUCCUAUAGCGGGAUGCCAUAGCAGUGAGGCUGCAAAGCUUUUGAAUGAGCGUAAGUUCCAUUGCUUUGGCCUUCAAUGCUUACACUUUCCGAGCCUUGUCCUACUGAGUCAGAUCGCUAGGAGUGGAGACAUAACUCCACCUAAUGCUCCUUUUUCAAUCUCCCAUCUUUACCCAAUUUUGCUAUUUCAUUACAUUAAUUCGUGUACAUGGAACAGCUCAAUUCGAGCAAUUUUGACUAUCGUUGAUGUUUUCUAUCUCUUCUAGCGUCUCUCUGUCUGUGUAGAGCAAUGCCAGUUGCAUUACCAGGCGAGGUUCUUCAGUCUUGUGCCUGAUUAUGUCGAAACCAUACCUGUGCGAGCACAAGUUUUAGCAGAUCUGGUGCAUCACCUGUGAGAUUAUAAAAGGGUCUCAUGUCGGAUGAUGAAGCUGCUGCCAGAUAUAUGAAAAUGUUGGGACACACGAUUAAUGGAUGCAUUCAGUUUCUGACAUAGUUUUCCCUUCAUGAAACGAAAAUGUCAACCAUCUCUCAUCUGCUUCUUUGAUUGAUGUAUAUGUUGUCUGCGUUCAACUCCAUCCAAAAAAAUAAAAAAUAAAAAUAGGGAGCCUCAAUAUCAUAGGACUUUGGAACUUAACCAUAUUUCACUCAUCUCUUGGAUCGCCCCAUUUUCUGCUUUCAUUUCCAUUCCUGAUCCAUGCUUCUAGAUGUAGGAGAUUUUGGGUCGUCUCACUUCUAAAUCUGGUGUUGACCUCGUCUUCUUGCUUGCUCAGGAUGGGCGACUGCCGUGCAUUCCUACGAUGAACCCACUACGGAUUUGUCUUCUGGUAAAUGGCUGCCUUUUGAGGAACUGGAGAUAAACGUGUUUCUGGUCUCCCCUCCCUCCUGCUUUCACCUCCAUCCCCCGUACAAUCGAUCCCCUGCACAGAUAGUGGUGCAGUCUUGAACUUGUUCUCCCAUCCAUCCGUUGACUUUCUAUUUUCUUUUUAACAGAGCGCCCAAUCAUGUACUUGGGAGCCAGCGACUCAUCCUGGGCAGCUCAGCUGAAGUUUCCUCAUCAGGUGGGUGGCAUCGGUGGCCCCUUUUCCUCUUUCCUGUGGACUUUCAUAUCAUUUCCUCUUUCAUUGACUCUCACCUGCGCCAUUUCCUCCCUUUCUUCUGCGGCAGAUGGACUUUCUGGCUGAGCUUCGGCGUGCCAUCCAGAGCUCUGACAGGACUGCCGUUUGA
Molecule: messenger RNA, 1930 nt
Organism: Spirodela intermedia
Lineage: Eukaryota; Viridiplantae; Streptophyta; Magnoliopsida; Alismatales; Araceae
Source: the annotation of a GenBank genome assembly